CCUCCCUGCCUCCUUCCCCGGAGGUAUUUCUCCAUCCCUGAAGGGAAGUGAGCCCUGCCCUCCUCAAACAGGGUGGGGAUCCUACCUGCAGGUUCCUGACCUGGAGGCGGGAGCCUGGACUUGGCCCGUAAGGUGGGUGGACGGGGAAGGGGGUGGUUACUUGAUUCCAGAAAUAGACCUUUAAAACAAACAUCACCAUUUCAGAGAAAUUCAAGCUAUUAAUCUGAAGCAGUUGUUUUUGCUUACUUUUUUGAAUCAGCAGCACCAGCACAUGCCUGCUAGUAAAAAUUCAAGAGCACAAAAGCAUGUGUAGUAAAAAUUAAGUCUACUUCCCACCUCGGUGCCAGAGACAUCCCCUUCCUCUCUUUACUAAUUGCUUUUCUCCUUCAGGGGAUGAUUGGUGCAGAAGGAAGUAUUUGUCUGCUUUGGGUCUUCAUUUUGACACAGUGAAGACUUCUGUCCCUGCUGACUUCACGUAGCCAUGUGCCUUCCUUGGGGUCUGGCCACACCAGUGCCUACAAGCGCACUGCGUGUCUUUCUCAGGGCUGCCAGGUAGGGGUGUAUGCAGGAGACAGAAGUCAAAGGUUAUUAUACACCUUUGUGGUUGUGGGACAUAUUAAUCAUCAAAGUGACCCCCAGAGAUGUCGGGGGCAGCUGCUGCACGGCAGGGUGAGUGGACUAUGAGGGUGAGGGGGCACUGUCCCCCACUUCUCUCUGGGGCUGGUGAGUCCUUAAUGAGCUUUGGAGCCCCUGCUAGGUGGCAGACAAUGGGCAACAGUGGUGUCUAAUCUUAGCAGCCCUGGAGGUUGGGACACUGCCACGCAGGAGAGCCCUGCCUGUGCUGGGCUCAGAGUCGGCUGACUGUCCUGGUCCUGGCAGUGGCAGCUGGGGGGAACCUGGGUGUGUCCCGCGGAGGUCAGGGCCUUUUGGCUUGAGUGUGCACUGGGUGCUUUGAGUACCAAGGGCUCUGUAAACUGGGGCACUGCCCCCCUCACAGGUGGCAGUGGAGCUGGCGACUGGGACCAUUGUGGAUGGGAAAAGGUGGGCCCACCAGCAGCCACUGGCCUGGCCCUCGGGACUCCGGGGACUAGUUGGCAUUGUGGGAGCCCCAAGGUUGUCAUCACCUGUUCCUGCUUUGCUGCGAAGCAUGCAGAGACACAGCAAGGUUGGGAGCAGGGAGGGAAGCAGGCAAGGCUGGGCUUGGGGAGACCGAGGGUCCACCAUCUGAAGAGGGGGCAGCUGUUGCCAUCCCAGUGUGUGUGGGGGCAUGCCUAUGUCACUGCAGGCCCCACAGGUGUGUUCAUGGCUGUGGGGGUGGUGCUCUCCUCUGCCCAGAGGGUAGAUUUGCAUCCCGACCUCGAGUAAAACAGGGUUCCUGGCUGGUUUUUCCACUGAGUGUGGAGGAGGGUAAGUGUGUGGGCUGCAGCCGGGGUGGGGACACAUGGCUGUGUGUGCCUUCCUUUCCCCAAAGAAAACUUGUUUGCAAAUUUACUGGAAAAAAAAUAGAUGCUUAAAACCAGUUCAGGUUCCUGAAUCUGCAGCUGCAGAGACUUUGUUUAGUCAUUCAACAAAUGCUCUGUGCUAUGUGUUGGGAACCAUAAUAAUGGCAGUUCCUGUUUUGUUACUUGCUACUCUGUGUCAGAUACAUUAACAUGGAUUCUGUCAUUUAGUCCUCCCAGUGUCACUCCCCAGCCCCGUGAAAUAGGUGUUACUAAUACCCUCAUUUAGAAGUAAGGAAACUUGAGGCACACGGAGGCCAGCUUACCCAAGGACACCCCCCAGUGUGGCUGCAGAGCCCAGGCUCCAAACGACCACAGAUGGAGAGACAGCAGUGGCUAGUGUGCUUGGCUGGGGAGAAAAGGAAGCAGAGACCGGGCUGUGGGAGCGCCUGAGGCCCCCACCCUGGCCCGGAGGCCUGGGCAAUGCCAGAAUUGAGUUCUUUGGGGACCAGUAGAAGUGGGCCUGUCAGAGCUGGCAGGCACUGCCCAUGCACGGUCACAGAGCGUUAAGUGUGGUGGGAAUGGGGGCCCAGGUUGGGGUGGCAGGGCUGAGGUGGCCAGAGGAGAAGAGGGGUGCCCUGUAGCGGUGCAGCACAAUUCCUGAGGGGCCUCGGGCGCUGAGUGGGGUGGUGACCGGGUCAGAUCUGAGGCUGCUGCCUGGACAUAGACGGGAGCAGGCCCGGCAGGAGGCGGCCCGUGCUUGGCCUCCCCCCGGGGGGAGGGGGGUGCGGGCAGCUGGGAGGCUGCCGCAGGGACCCUGCCCCUAGCCCCGUGCCGCACUCCAUGUGUCCUCGCACUCUCAGAUCUAGAGCCCCAAGGCCAGCCCAGGCCUGGCUGGCAAUUCUCCACUAGUAUCAGUCAGAAUCUUAGGGCAUGGGCACAAGGGCAAAGGGGCUAAGGACCAGAGCUAUUUCCGUUCUUUUCCGGGAAGGGAAUAGCUCCCUGCAGACGGGGCUCAGGCUGGAGGAGAAAGGGGAGUCAGGGUGUAGAUGCAAAUGAGGUCUGGGGCUGCUUUCCCUGAGAAAUGGCCAUUUGCAUUGACACCAAGUCUACUGGGAGCCUGACGACAGCCAGAGCGCCAAGUCACAGUUCCUUAAAUGGCACACUAGCCGCAGGCUCCAGGGCCUGGUAUGUGUCAUGCACAUGCGCGUGCGCGCACACACACACACUCACUCACUCACUCACUCACUCACACUCACUCUGCUUAUAAUCUAUGCAGUGUUAAAACCUCCCGUCCAUGAAAGUUGUCUCCAUUUAUCUGGCUGUUUUAUGUCUUUUAUGGAGUUUCAAACUUUUAUCUAUAAAGAUUUUAAGCAUCCUUUAUCAGAGUCAUUCCUGACCAAAAUUUUGUAUUUCUGGAAAUAGGUAUUUUCUAUUAUAUUUUCUGGUGGCCUUGUAGGAAUGCUACUGGCUUUUGAAUUUGAUCUUGUAUUUGGCAACCUUGAAACUCCUGGUAGUUCCAAUAGGUGAUUCUCUGGGUUUUCUAUAUAAAUGUUCAUAUCUCCUAAAAAAAUCUUCCCUUUUCUUUUAUUGAAAUUAAUCAUAUUUUCUUCUGCUGGCUUCUUUUAGAGGUUUCCUCUAACUUGCUCAGAUAAUCUUCUCAAUUUAAGUGUAACUUAAAUCCAGGUAAGUCGUCUUAACUCUGCUAGUGCCAGUGCCUUCCCCUCCCCGCCAGCCCCUUACAUCUCCUUACUCUGUUUAAGCAAAGGAAAUUGACAGCGACACUGUGGAUGGAACAUGGUAUUAAUGCCGAAGGGGCCACAUGGCUGGAGCUCAGCCUGGGAAUGGGGUUGGCCACUUGCAGCAGCCCUAUGUUUAAAAGGCAAAUGGACAGAAUUCAACCCCUGCUAUAGAAGUAGCUUCAAACCAUACUAGUUUUGUUGUGUAGUUUUUUCUGAAGUGUUGUCAAAACUUCGCGUUGCAGAGGGGUCUCUAUUCACCUCAGAGCUUUUAACUGCUACCAUGCAUUCUGGGAACAAAUGUGUGAAGCUUUGUGCACCAGAAUGUUGCCUGUGCUGGGAAUUUAAGUUGCUAACAGUAUUUUAGAGUUAGACAUGCUGCUGUGUCCCUCCCUGUCCGGGUACGCUGGCCUGACGGUCUGGCAGAGUCGCCGGGCCUGGGACCUGUGUGCUUUCAGCACUUUGCCUGCAGGUGCCCUCAGCAGGUGGCAGCCCCCAUCCCGGGUGCUGGGGCCACCCUCCCUCCACCCACCAGAUCUGACCUGACAGCGCCUUUCAGCCCCAGGGACGGUGCUGUCCUGACAGGUGCGAGUGGCACAUGUCAGGCCGCAGGCUCUGUGUGGCGGCUGUGGCUGUGUUUACUCAGUCCCAGUGCCUGCUGGAGCUGCUUUUUGUGUUAGACUUUCAUCCAGAACAGAUGUAAAACUCUUCUGUUUCCCUCCCUUUCCAUCUCUGUGAUGCCAAUUCUGGGCAUUGAUUCUGUCUAGAACAAUGCCAUCCUUAUGUGGUUUCUUUUCUCAAAGGCCAGAGUGCCCCAGACCCCACAUGCCUGUCCGCACCCUUGACGGCGUCACAGCAGUCUUCUCUUUGCGUGCAGCUUGGACGCGUUGUUGGCAUAAACUGUCUAGACGUGCCCUGAGACACCUGGAGGAUCCGAAACUGACCUCUGCCCUUUGCAUUUCCAGCUUCACCCUUUAAUGCCGGAAGCAAGUGAUGGGCACACUCCUGUCCAGCCUCAGUGUCCCCGCAGGGCGCCUGCCUGCAUUGGUCCGCUUGGUCUGCUUCAGGGAGAAGAAAUGUCUCAAGCAGGAGCCUUUUCCAGCGACCUCCUUUUGGACACUUUCCUGCGUGAGCAUGGCCCCGAAGCUCUGGAGGUCCCUGGCGUGACCGAGCUCACGGAGGAUGAGGAUCCCGGGUCCUCCCUGUACAGUGACAACCGUGAUGACGUGGCCAUGCGGCUGGCCUUCAUUGGGGAUGAGAUGGAAGUGAGAUGGAUGCUGCCCCACAUUGCUGAGCUGCCACGGAUGGCCAUGUACAGUUUGGCUUUCCCCUACAACCAGGCAGGCCUGAGGGCUGUUCUCAGAAGUUUGACGGAUGGUCUCACUAACCUCAGGGAGAACAUAAGCUUCUGGAGCCUACUGACCCUCAGGGACUGGGUGCUGCCCCCCCGAGGGCGCGAGUUGGUGCUGUCCGCACUGCUGGUGCUGGCGCUGCUGCUGGGCUGGGGACUCCGCCUCCUGCAGUGACGCCGGCCCCCCUCCGUGGGGGUGGGCUGGCCCCGCCCCCGGACCACCACCCUGGAGGUGUGGCCUUGUUGGUUUUGUCUUUUUAACUGUUUUCUGAUGAUCCCUUUUUUAUAUUUAAACUCUGAGUGCUGGGACACUACUGAGGUUUUUCAUACUAGUUUUUUCUUGUUUUCUUUUUUUUGUAAGACAAAUGAAUUCACUGUACCUCUAGGGUGGUUACUGGUUAACUGCUCACACUGAGGCCUGGCCGGGCCUGCUCUCCGGGCCCCAGCCCACCCUGCGUGGCCGGGCCCAAGGAGCCAUCCUCCCCCGGGCUGGUGGUGUAGCGGGGCAGGGGUAGUGCCGGUCACACCCCUGGGUCUGUGAUGCCCCCGGCAGAGAGCACCUGGGAUAGACCUGGGGGGAGGAGGGCUCAAUAAACUGUUGGUUCCA
Molecule: messenger RNA, 5136 nt
Organism: Manis javanica (Malayan pangolin)
Lineage: Eukaryota; Metazoa; Chordata; Mammalia; Pholidota; Manidae
Source: RefSeq, a predicted model, not a curated record